Molecule: messenger RNA, 2654 nt
Organism: Echinops telfairi (small Madagascar hedgehog)
Lineage: Eukaryota; Metazoa; Chordata; Mammalia; Afrosoricida; Tenrecidae
Gene: TRIM27
Product: tripartite motif containing 27
Exons: 8
Biological process (GO): negative regulation of viral transcription; protein K63-linked ubiquitination; negative regulation of transcription by RNA polymerase II
Molecular function (GO): protein binding; zinc ion binding
Source: RefSeq, a predicted model, not a curated record
UGCCUGCAGCAGGAGACCACCUGUCCCGUGUGCCUGCAGUACUUCGCCGAGCCCAUGAUGCUCGACUGCGGCCACAACAUCUGUUGCGCGUGCCUCGCCCGCUGCUGGGGCACGGCGGAGACCAACGUGUCGUGCCCGCAGUGCCGGGAGACCUUCCCGCAGCGGCACAUGCGGCCCAACCGCCACCUGGCCAACGUGACCCAGCUGGUGAAGCAGCUGCGCACCGAGCGGCCGUCGGGGCCCGGCGGCGAGAUGGGCGUGUGCGAGAAGCACCGCGAGCCCCUGAAGCUGUACUGCGAGGAGGACCAGAUGCCCAUCUGCGUGGUGUGCGACCGCUCCCGCGAGCACCGCGGCCACAGCGUGCUGCCCCUCGAGGAGGCGGUGGAGGGCUUCAAGGAGCAAAUCCAGAACCAGCUGGACCAUCUAAAAAGAGUGAAGGACUUAAAGAAGAGACGGCGGGCCCAGGGGGAGCAGGCCCGAGCAGAACUUUUGAGCCUGACUCAGAUGGAGAGGGAGAAGAUCGUGUGGGAGUUCGAGCAGCUGUAUCACUCGCUGAAGGAGCACGAGUAUCGCCUCCUGGCCCGCCUGGAGGAGCUGGACCUGGCCAUCUACAACAGCAUCAAUGGUGCCAUCACCCAGUUCUCCUGCAACAUCUCCCACCUCAGUGGUCUGAUUGCCCAGCUGGAAGAGAAGCAGCAGCAGCCCACCAGGGAGCUCCUGCAGGACAUCGGGGACACACUGAGCAGGGCUGAGAGGAUCAGGAUUCCCGAGCCCUGGAUCACACCUCCAGAUCUUCAAGAGAAAAUCCACAUUUUUGCCCAGAAAUGUCUGUUCUUGACUGAGAGUCUGAAGCAAUUCACAGAAAAAAUGCAGUCGGAUAUGGAGAAGAUCCAAGAAUUGAGAGAAGCCCAGUUAUACUCAGUGGAUGUGACUCUGGACCCAGACACGGCCUACCCCAGCCUGAUCCUCUCCGAUAAUCUGCGGCAAGUGCGCUACAGUUACCUGCAGCAGGACCUCCCUGACAAUCCCGAGCGAUUCAAUCUCUUCCCCUGUGUCUUGGGCUCUCCGUGUUUCAUCGCUGGGAGACAUUAUUGGGAGGUAGAGGUGGGAGAUAAGGCCAAGUGGACCAUCGGUGUCUGUGAAGACUCCGUGUGCAGAAAAGGUGGAGUCACCUCAGCCCCCCAGAAUGGAUUCUGGGCUGUGUCGUUGUGGUAUGGGAAGGAAUACUGGGCUCUCACCUCCCCGAUGACUGCCCUCCCCCUACGGACCCCUCUCCAGCGGGUGGGGAUUUUUUUGGACUACGAUGCUGGUGAGGUCUCCUUCUACAACGUGACUGAGAGGUGUCACACUUUUACUUUCUCUCAUGCUACCUUCUGCGGGCCCGUCCGGCCCUACUUCAGUCUGAGCUACUCGGGAGGGAAGAGCGCGGCCCCACUGACCAUCUGCCCCAUGAGUGGGAUUGAUGGGUUUUCUGGCCACGUUGGAAACCCCAGUCAUUCCAUGGAGACCUCCCCUUGAAAGGAGAUGAACUUGGGCCCGAAUGACCCACGGCCAAACUCCAGCCCAGGCACAUGGCACCUCAUUGUCUUGCCAUUCUCUGUCCGGCACAGCUGGACAGCCUGACCACUUUCCGGCCCUCGCGGUGGAAGACGGGCUGUCCGUGUGCUCCACUGCCCUUUCCCACUCCAGGCAAAUUGUAAUGAGAAGUUUCAAGGUUGCCCAGAAAUAAAAACCAGACGUCCACCUCCAGUGUUUCACCCUUUUUGGUCUUGCACAGUGCUGGAGGGGGCUUAAGGAAACCAAACUCACUGCCGUCAAGCCCCCCCUAUGAUAUGGCAGGGGAGAAAUGGCUCCUUGGGUUUCCAAGACUCACACCUGCCGGGAGUGGACGGCCUCGGAGCUGGAGGAACAUACCUGUCCCUUCUCGGCCCAGCCUAGCCUCCUUUGGUUCUGCCCCAAAGUCGCAGAACAGCUGUCAUGGGCACUUAUGACAUUCUGGGAACCCAUGCCCCUUUCCAAGAGCCUAGUGUGGAACUGUGAGGCUGUUGGCAUGAUGUCUUAUAUCCCAGUUUCUCCUUCUGGGAAUAGUACUUCUCUCCCCUGAUUCCCCAUGUGCCCGUUUUAUUCACUCCAUCAGAGAGGUGUACGUGUGUCCUGGUUAGCUACAGCCCCUGCAGUCAUGUUGGGGAAAGGCACCCAGUCUGCAAUAGAGAGAAUCUGAUGAACAUGCCCAUGUGUCUUUCCCGAGAGCUAAGCCUGCUCUCUUGGUUCUAGUGAAAAUACGUUUUAGUACGGAGGGUCUUAUCACCCAGGGUAAUUAUCUGCCCAAUACCAUCCACUGUCCCCAGAUCGUCCCCAGGUCACUUGUGUGGAGAGGUGGCCAGACCUGCACUCUCCCUGGAAGGGUUUUGGGCAAAUAUCCCAGGUAUUCACCGACUCCCUGUCUCCUUGAGGAGAUAGGGCUGUGUGGUCUUUCUACGUGUGUACCAUCAAAGGGCACUUCCAUCAAGGGCUUCACUACUUGAUCGCAUCGUUUCCUGGGAUCAGAAAGCUGAGGCUGAUUCCUUUGAGCAAGCCCCCAUGAUGUGUCUCAGUUCUGCUCUUUGGGUACAUGACCCGCUGCCUGACAAUAAAGUGAGUGUGGGUGUUGUUUA